Molecule: messenger RNA, 1980 nt
Organism: Onychostoma macrolepis
Lineage: Eukaryota; Metazoa; Chordata; Actinopteri; Cypriniformes; Cyprinidae
Gene: stum
Product: stum, mechanosensory transduction mediator homolog
Exons: 3
Coding region: 151-534 (127 amino acids)
Source: RefSeq, a predicted model, not a curated record
CAGUAGUAAGUGUGACGCCUACCGUUCACUGCGCGCACUCAUUUCAACCCAACAUAAAGCUGACGCUCGCCCUGGAGCUGUGCCUGAUAGUGUCCAGUACAAACCAAAACAAGGAUUUCUAGCUUUGCAAGUAGUUUAAACAAUCGGGAAAUGGACCAGAAAGACACAGAAAUGAACGAAAAAGGAGUUUCUUCUUCUACCAGCGGAGUUGUUGUUCAAGUCAGGGAGAAGAAAGGAGCUUUACGCGCUGCCAUCCCCUAUAUGCCUUUCCCAGUAGCUGUCAUCUGCCUGUUUCUCAACACAUUUGUUCCCGGACUGGGUACAUUCAUCUCAGCCUUCACAGUUCUGUGCGGAGCGAGGACAGACCUUCCCGACAGGCACAUGUGUUGCGUUUUCUGGCUGAACAUUGCAGCCGCCUUCAUCCAGAUUGUCACCGCCAUUGUCAUGGUGGGCUGGAUCAUGAGCAUAUUUUGGGGAAUGGACAUGGUCAUUCUUGCAAGCUACAGGGAGCAGGCCACCCCUCAACAGCUCUGAUUGCAGUCCUCCAAACCUAGUCUUGAAUGUGCACCUUUCUCCUGUGCUGUCUGGCCAACACGUAUGGGAGCUUUGAGACGGCCCCCACGUAGCCUGGGAGGUCCAGGGGUUGAUCACAUGCAGAUUCUCAGCCCAACUCCUGCUACUUCCUGUCAGGUACUGCAUUAAGGGCACCUGACUGUUGAGGGACAGCAGAAGAGCAUGAACAUUCUGUGAAUAUCUCUAAAAAUUGUGCAAACAUGCGAACCGUCUAUGUGCCGAACGCAUCCUAUACCUGUCAGGGAAAACCGAUCUUAAUCGUACUCUACUCUGUAGUCUUAAUGUAUUAAGCUGACCAAUAUACACUAUGAACAUCUGCAGUUUGUAAAAUAAAUAUAUUUGUUAAAAAGCUUUGAAGUAUCUAAUGAAGUAGCUGAAAGAAUCUUAAAGGAACAGUUCACCCAAAAAUGAAAAUCUCUUUUCAUUAUUUACUCACCCUCAUGUCUGUUCAUAGAAAACAAAAAUAAAAUCAUUUUUGGGUGAACUACUCCUAUUUUGCUUCCCACAGAGCACUAUGAAUACAUAUUACACUGAAUAUUUAUAUGUCAUGUGCAUUACAGUGUCUCCAGUAUUUCUUUAUAGUGUGCUGUGUUUUUAUUACUCAGAUUAAGCCUUAUAAAGCAGAAAGUGUGUAUUUAUGUGGUUUUAUAAAACAUACAUUGUAUUCUGCACGAAUACAUCACCUGUUUUUGUUAUCUCUAUUAGUCUUAAAUACCCGGAGACCAUCAGCCAAAAACAUAACCUUUUUGCCCAGUAAUUAUCUAUUGUUGAGUAAAACAGCCAAGUAUUGGUGAAUCAUGGUAGGCCAGUUGCCAUAGUGACUGGCCACUUUAAUCAACCCAUGCCUAGGGUAUGAAAUAACGUAAUUAAGUGUGAGUUAUUUUUAUGUGACCAAUAUAAGAGAAAGGCACGGCGCAAAUUGAAAUAGUCAAAACCCUAUGAUUUAAGACUGACAUUGAAAAAUUAACCACCAAUUGCAAAUGACUGCAGCACCCGAGCAAGCAGAAUUUGAGCUUUUGCUGAGUGUGCGAUAUAUUCUGAAAAAUUCAAGCCCCAAAUAUGAGGUACUCUGAACUGGUUUCUAAUAUUUUACUCACACUGAAGAGUCUCUAAUUUGGUUGAGUCUCUUUUUUGGAUGUUAUUAAUGGAUAUUAGCUGGUCUCUGGUGUGAAUGUGUUUGAGGAUUUGUUGUAAAUAUGGACAGAAAGUGAAUUAGUCCUGUAAAUUUGUGCUGUUGUGUUUAGUGCUGCCUUUUAAAUACAAACAACAUAAUCCAGUGCUAAGUCCAAAGGCAUAAAUAUAGUACAGCCAAACAUAUGUUACUAAGCAGACUUACACAAUGAUGCUGUCACAUCUCCAGAAAUGUCAGAGGUACUAUAUCGAAUAAAUUCUGCUUUCAAAAAGUGA